Messenger RNA from Styela clava, 2844 nucleotides. Its product is annotated as nuclear receptor subfamily 2 group C member 2-like. Gene Ontology annotation, molecular function: zinc ion binding; DNA-binding transcription factor activity; sequence-specific DNA binding. The record is from RefSeq and is a predicted model, not a curated record. NCBI's taxonomy places the organism in Eukaryota, Metazoa, Chordata, Ascidiacea, Stolidobranchia, Styelidae. Gene Ontology annotation, biological process: regulation of DNA-templated transcription.
UUGACCAUCAACUCUUUGACCUGUGACCUUCUGUAGUUGUUAUUGUUGUUUUAACUUACUAUAACUAUGAUUUUAAUGUAAAUCUCGUCGAAUAUUCGUUAUUUUUAAUCUAGUGUCUUCAUUCAGCCAAUUGUCUUUAGUGUACAAACACUGAAAUAUGGAGAAACUGGUAGUAUCAGCUGAAACAGAUGAAAGAUCGACCAUCGAAGAAAUCCCGGCAAUUGAGGAAAAUGAUGGAUUGAUUUUAAAUGAGAAUGCUGAAAAUAUGGAGGAAGAAGGUGAAUCUGCUGUCCUGCAGCCAAAACAACUUGUUUUAGAAGUUCAAGAAGAUAUGCCUAAACAAGAUGAUACUGGAGAUGAUGCAUCAAAUGAUCAAAGUUUAUAUGUGAUUCAGUCAGAUCAAUCUACUGGGCAGGCAUUCGUUACAAGUCAGGAAGCUACUUCCCAAGCUGGUAAUGUUCUCACUUUGGAACAAUUAACUCCUGGGAAAUUGAUUGAACUUCAAAAUAAGGGUUUGAUACAGAUUUCUACUGGACCAAUCGCAAAUAAUACAGGUGGAAAUAAUGGUCAGAAUUCUAUCCACAUAGCCGUUGAACCAUCUAAUAUGCUUCGUACUUCAUCGUGGAUGCAGGAAGCAAAUGAAAUCAAAUCAAAAGGUUCUAAUAUCAUAACAUUUGAAGUAUGUGCAGUGUGUGGAGACAAAUCAUCAGGAAGACACUAUGGGGCCAGGAGCUGUGAAGGAUGCAAGGGGUUCUUCAAGCGUAGCAUACGAAAAAAUUUAGCCUAUUCUUGUAGAGGAAAUCGUGAAUGUGAUAUUACAAAAGCUCACAGGAACAGAUGCCAGUACUGUAGAUUACAAAAAUGUUUGCUGGUUGGAAUGAAAUCUGAAAGUGUACAAUGUGAAAGAGCACCAAUUAUUAGAGUGGAUGGGUCACAUUUGGCUUCAGACAGACAAAAAUCAUAUACUCUAGAAGGCCAGGGAAGUUUGAGUACUCUCGCUAAUGUCGUGUCUACAAUAGCAACCAUGAAUAAAAAUGAUCCGAAUCGAGACCAGUCUUCAUUGCAUGAAACUAUUAAAAGCGGGGAUCCUGAUAACUUGGAUAAACAUAUGGGACUGACAGAAGCGUUGUCAAGUUUAAGCCAAACAAUAGGUGCUUUACCGCCAACCUCGUCACAAAAAUCAUAUUUACUCGACAUAUCUUCAGAGGAUUCCUUAUCUCGUCCUGUUGUUGAUUUCGAGGAGGCUUUGAUGCUUGAUAACAACUUCGAUUUCAAAUUAAGCAUGCCCGAUCCCAUACCAGAACAAUUGAAUGUUCAUUAUAUUUGUGAAUCUGCAUCAAGAUUGUUAUUCUUAUCUGCACAAUGGGCCAGAUCUAUAUUUGCGUUCCAGAUACUUGGUAAUGAUUGUCACACUGCUUUAUUGAGAGAAUGUUGGAACGAAUUAUUUACAAUAGGACUCGCUCAAUGCAGUAAACAAAUGAAACUUGAUUCAAUAUUAGCUGCCAUUGUACAACAUUUACACACUGGAUUGAAAGAAGAAAAAUUGACACAAGAAAGAGUUACAGAAGUCAUCAAACACAUUGUUCAACUUCAAGAGUUUGUGAGUGAUUUAACAAAAAUGGGAUUGGAUCACAGGGAAUAUGCCUUCCUCAAAGUCAUGGCAUUAUUCAGUCCAGAUCAUGUUAGAGCAAAGAGCAAAGCACAAGUUCGAAAGUUUCGAUCGAAAGCUUUACAAGAAUUCCGAGAAUAUGAAGAAAAAAUUUAUCCAGACGAUCCUGAAAGGUUGAUAAAUUUGCUUCUAAAACUACCUGUUAUCCGAGGAAUGAACGGGAGCGUCACAGAAGAAUUAUUUUUUGCCGGUCUGAUCGGAAAUGUUCAAAUAGACUCGAUAAUUCCGUAUAUUUUAAGAAUGGAAACUGCUGAAUACAGUUCAGGGUUAGUGACAGAUAGUGGUGACGAAAAACAAUCGGGAGAUGAGUUUAGCGACGGCAAUGGAGCAAAGAAAUACGUACAUUAUAUUACAGAAGGUCAGAAUAUUGCUCAAACGACAACAAGCAUUAUCAUCUCCUCAAAUGAUGAAGGACUACUCUCUACAGAUAAUGUAUACACACACGCAUCGAAAGACAGUAAAGGCAUAUCAGGAAAAUGGUCAAAUGAUGUUGGCUUUGAAGACAGAUAACCCGGUUGGUUGCUAACAUGGUGCAAUUGGAAUUGAGCUGUGGCUUUUUGAUUCAUAUAAAGUUCUAUUUGAUUGUGGCCAAUUAUUAGCACAACAACGAAGUCUUAUGUUUUACAAGGGAAUUGCAUUUUUAUAAUGUCAAAAAUUUAGAAUUUUCGACCCUUAACAAUCACUUAAAAAGUCAAAAUAUUGCUGAAUUUGAUCACAUAUUCUUUUAUUUUUUUGGACAAAUUCAAAUUUUCAGUCAACAACUUAAAAUUAAUAUAACAUAUAUCGUUCAUUUAAAUAUGUUGAAGAUUUCUGAAGACUAAACAAAAUAUUGAUUGAAUAUCAUUGAUGUUAGUCAUCUGAAACUACAUCACAAAUAUGACUACACCUUAAAUUCAUUGUGAAUCAAUUCUACCUUGGCCAAGUACGUGCUUAAGUAGUUAUCCAACAUACAUUUUGGAAUUUGUUGCAAACAUGAGCACAAUGAUCAAAAACCAUGUUGUGGUAUGGGUUCUGUAUUCAGUCCUAAAUGCCACUUUUACACACAUUUUCCAUAUACUGUCAAAGCAUUGAAAUGUGUAGGCUGUUCUCUUUUACUGACUGUUGUUGGUUUUAUGUUUUUGUUCCUUGGAUAAUACAGAAAUUGUUCCUUCAGUUGCAGGAACAGUUGUAUUUUU